UAAUAGUGUAUAUAAGCAGACACUCAUGCUCAUUGAUGUGCAAUAGUAAGCAGAUGAGCACCAUAAUUAUGGAUUUGCUGAAAAAGAUACUCAUUUUUGCUGUGAUUCUACUUUAUUCCGAAUCCCUCGUUGUUGCGCGUGUGCCACCACCGUGCAGCAGAUUUCCGCGUUCUGCACCAAGCUCUGACAGUGUUCAAAGCUAUCCUGAUGACGAACUCUGCUGCAUUGACUGUGAACAGCCGAACCGUCUGUGCCUUUUACUGAGAUCUCCGAACAAUGGUGUUGUCAGAGUGAACAAUGGCAGAGCUACCUACACUUGCAACAAUGGGUAUAGACUUUUUGGCUCAUAUUCUCGUUUUUGCUUGUCCAGUGGUAGCUGGUCUGGAUCUAAUCCCUCCUGCCAAUUAAUUUCAAGAGUUUGCCCUGUACUGAAUAACCCAAGCAAUGGUCAAGUGUCCGUUAGCUCACAUGUGAUUGGAGGGACAGCUACGUACAGCUGCAACACUGGGUAUGGACUGUCUGGUUCAUCUUCUCGUACUUGCUUGUCCAGUUGCAACUGGUCUGGAUCUAAUCCCUCCUGUCAAUUAAUUUCAAUAUGGACAUGCCCUGUACCGAUUAUCCCAAGCAAUGGUCAAGUGUCCGUUAACUCUUAUCUUAUUGGAGGCAUAGCUACUUACAGCUGCAACAUUGGGUAUAGACUUUCUGGUUCCUUUUCUCGUACUUGCUUGCGCGGUUGCAAAUGGUCUGGAUCUGAUCCCUCCUGCCAAUUAAUUGCAGAAAAUUGCCCUGUACUGAAUAACCCAAGCAAUGGUCGAGUGUCCGUUAGCUCUUAUGUUAUUGGAGGGAGAGCUAUUUACAGCUGCAACAUUGGGUAUAGACUAUCUGGAUCAUCUUCUCGCACUUGCUCAUCCAGUGGCAGCUGGUCUGGAUCCAAUCCCUCCUGUCAAAGAAUGUGUCCCACACUGAAUAACCCAAGUAAUGGUCGAGUGUCCGUUAGCUCUUAUUUUGAAGAAGGCAUUGCUAUUUACAGCUGCAACACUGGGUAUGGACUGUCUGGUUCAUCUUUUCGUACUUGCUCGUUCAGUGGCAGCUGGUCUGGAUCUAAUCCCUCUUGCCUAGGAAGGGGAGGAGGAGGAGGGGGAGGAAAUAGUAUCGAAGAACAAUUCCAGAAAAUUAUAUAAUUAUGCUGAACGACAGAUAAAAUUCUAUGAACACUAACAUGAUUGCUACUAUAAUAAUACUUAUUCUAUACUAGCUGGUAGAUCUUAUGUUGAUUUCU
Messenger RNA from Halichondria panicea, 1279 nucleotides. RefSeq names its product sushi, von Willebrand factor type A, EGF and pentraxin domain-containing protein 1-like. The record is from RefSeq and is a predicted model, not a curated record. The transcript has 8 exons. NCBI's taxonomy places the organism in Eukaryota, Metazoa, Porifera, Demospongiae, Suberitida, Halichondriidae. Bases 36 to 1181 code for a protein of 381 amino acids.